Messenger RNA from Apis mellifera (honey bee), 1208 nucleotides. RefSeq lists its product as uncharacterized. NCBI's taxonomy places the organism in Eukaryota, Metazoa, Arthropoda, Insecta, Hymenoptera, Apidae. The transcript has 3 exons. The record is from RefSeq and is a predicted model, not a curated record. The coding region runs from base 476 to 1096 and encodes 206 amino acids.
UCUCUUCAUCUUUUAUUUCACCCGCAGAACCAGCAAUUUUAAUUUUCGAAUGGUUUUCCCUCCAAUCGAUCGAUCGCUGGCAAACGAUCCAUAAAAGCGCGCGAAACGAUAUCGGCGGAGACGACGGGAUCGGUGCGCGGCGACAUUGCGGAAUGGAUCGAAAGAGAAAGCGCGUUUCGUAAGAACAACAUGGAGCACAAGUUUAAUACAGGAAUGGAAUGGGACUUCUUCCAGUCUACCUGCGACUGCGUGUCAAAGAGCAAGGGAUUCGUUCGAUCGUUUAAUUCUUAAUUUCUGGAACCCUCGAUUGUUUUGAUCUCGCCGAUUAAGAAACACAGGAAAAAGAAAAAAAAAGAAAAGAAAGAGAACGUGUCCCGAGCACGCUUCCGGGUGUUUCACCGUGUGUGACUUUUUAUUUAAGAGAGGCCGAGCCGCGAAUUCGAACGAGUUCAUUUUCCUUCCCCGAAACACGAAGAUGCGAAGAAUUGUUUGGGGACGAGAAAUCUCGAGAUUUUGCAUUCUUCUACUCUGCUGUCCCUUUGAUCUAUCCGUUUGUCUGCCGGCGGAGCAACCGAUCAGAUACACGUUGAGCACCGGUGACAUAAAAACGAGAGAUACCGGUACAAGGACGCCGUUCAAUUUCGAAGAACGAAAUCGAGCAGUGGCGAGCGAGUCGCAAAACAACGUGGUCACAGUGGAGAAGUCGGUGUCCAUGAAUUACGAACCGAUACAAUUUGGAACGACCGAGUAUCCUCCAGUGACAAACACCCAUUCAAGCGCUCGCGAGACCGUGAGAUUGGAGAACGAGACGGCGCAGAGUUUUUUCGAGAAGCCAAUCUCGAAGCCCAUCGCCAAUGUAUUGGACACAUUUCUGAAGCCUACGCCAUUGGUCGACGGUAUCAAGGAAGAAGAAAAAUAUGGAAAUUCAGGAGACAAGUUUAUCGGAAUUGGUCGUGCUCUGGUAACUGGUUACCAAGAAUUCAGCAAUUUUCUCAAUGCUCUCGUUGACUUCCCGCGUAAAACUGCAAAAAAGGCCACGUCGGAAAUCUCAGGGAUGCUGAAUUAUAUCGGUGCACGGCUGAUCGGAUUGGAAUGACUGAAGGAUUGUAAAUAUCGUAGAAUAUUUUGGAUAAUCAAAUUCUAAUUAUCCGAAAUCUUUUGUUUUUCAUAAUUUUAUACGUUGAAUAAAUUUUUGUUUUUUGCUUUUU